Diabrotica virgifera virgifera (western corn rootworm) is the source of this 1650-nucleotide messenger RNA. RefSeq lists its product as uncharacterized. The coding region runs from base 1 to 1650 and encodes 549 amino acids. The transcript has a single exon. The record is from RefSeq and is a predicted model, not a curated record. Lineage: Eukaryota; Metazoa; Arthropoda; Insecta; Coleoptera; Chrysomelidae.
AUGAAGUUAAUAUUAGUUUUGGUUAUUUGUUUUUGUGCCGUUCUAGCCAAAGAACAUCAUCAUCACGAAGAACCUUGUCCAGAAUGUGAUAGUUGUUCAGAACCUCAUUAUGUGGCAGGAAAAAAGUGUCCAGAAUGUGUUAAAAAACCAUGUGACGAAGUUUAUUGUGAGUCUUGUUACGAAAGGAAGUUAGAUCAUUGUGGAUGUCCCAAAUGUGUGCCUAAAAAAUGUCCCAAAUGUGGACCUUGCGAAAAGAAAUCCCACGAGCUUGAUAAAUGUCAUUGUCAUAAAUGUAUUCCUAAAGAUUGUCCUGUUUGCGGACCAUGCGAAGUUCACAACGGCUGCUUAGAUGAGUGUGACUGUCCAAUAUUUGAGCCAAUAGUUUGUGAAUGUUGUGGACCUUGUGAACAAGAGACAGGCUGCUUUGAUAAUUGUGGCUGUCCUAUUUGUGAGUGCAUUCCAUGUCCUUCUUGUGACCCAUGUGAAGUCCCAAGUGGCUGUAUAGAUGACUGUGGCUGCGAGAUAUAUCGUCAAAAAGAAUGUCCCACUUGUGAGCCUUGCUUUACAGAGACAGGCUGUGUAGAUAGUUGUGGCUGCCCCAUAUUCUAUCCAAUAGAAUGUCCUCCUUGCGGGCCUUGUGAUGUUGCUACAAAUUGCACCGAUAAAUGUGGUUGUAUUAUCUACGAACCAAAGGAAUGUUGUCCACCUGAUUGCUGCGAAGUGGAGACUGGAUGUUACGAUGAAUGUGGAUGCCCCAUUUAUAAACCUUUGGAAUGUCCCUGUUUUGGACCAUGUGAUAUCGAUAGCGGAUGUGUGGACAAAUGCGGAUGCAUAAUCUUUGAACCAAAGCCAUGUCCUACUUGCGGUUUUUGUGAAGAACCUACAGACUGUAUUGACGAAUGUGGUUGUACCAUAUAUCAUCACAAACCAUGUCCUAUUGGUGGCUGUUGUGAAGUAGCAACAGAUUGCACUGAUGAAUGUGGAUGUACAAUAUACAAACAUAAAGAAUGUCCACUGUGCGGCCCUUGUGAUGAAGACACUGGUUGUAUUGAUGAAUGCGGCUGUUCUAUAUACGAACCAAUACCUUGCCCUCUGUGUAACAAAUGUGAAAUAGAUACUGGAUGCUUUGACGAAUGCGGCUGCCCAAUAUACGUACCUAAGGAAUGCCCCCCUUGUGAACCCUGUCAGGAAGAAUCAGGCAGCUAUGACGAAUGCCUAUGCCCCAUAUAUAAACCCAUCGAGUGUCCUUCCUGCAAUGAAUGUGAGGAACCCACUGGAUGUUAUGAUGAGUGCGGAUGCCCAAAAUUUGUAUGCAAAGAGUGUCCUUGUGCUGGACCUUGUGAUAUCGACUCAGGUAAAUUAGAUACAUGUGGAUGUAUCAAAUGGGAGCAUAUCACAUGUCCAAGUUGUGGGCUUUGCGAAAUACCAACAGAUUGUGUAGAUAAAUGUGACUGCACUAUUUACGAACCAAAGCCCUGUCCCAAAUGUGGACACUGUGAAGUUUCUAACCAUACCUAUGAUAUAUGCGGAUGCGAAGAAUUUAAGCAUAAGGACUGUCCUUUAUUGAAAUGUGCAGAAGGACAAAUAAUUAAAACAUGUCCAGGAGAAUGCUGUCCUAAGUGUAGGCCCCACAAUUAUAAAUGUAAAUAA